CAUAUCAUAAAGAUUAAAGAGGAAACACCGAAACAGAGAUGGCCCAAAGGAAAAGGUCCGUGUCGGAUGGUAAGACCAGAACAUAACGGAAAAGACAAGUACCGUCAAACGCCGUCUCUUUUGCUUUCGCCACAAAAAGACAUCAUCAGUACCACAAAACCCAUGACAGUGCUAAGCAUGUAGACGCACAGUAACACAAUUUUAGCCAGAGGAGCAGAAUUUAUUCGCAUUAUUAUCAAAUUCGUCCUUAGGGAUUUGUUUCUCUUAACCAUUGAAUUUUGUGAUUAAAAAGAUCAUGGGAAGUGUAUCUUCAGAUGAUGGCUUUGAUGAGCAGAGCGAGCGGUGCGGGAGUUAUAGUUUGAGUGCAGAUGUGAGUGAAUCGGAGAGUUGUAGUAGCUUCUCAUAUCGGCGGUUCGAAGGAGAAGGUUGCUCCAGUUCCAUGACCUCAUCGUCUCCAAGGUUACCGGCUGCUGGAAGGUUCGGUUUUCAGGUGCCGUUGAUGUUGCCGGUGAUUGGAGGGAAGGAUGUGGUGAUAUGGGAUGAUGAGAAGCCUGAGAAACGGGACACCAAUUUGUCUGAAAUUGAGAUGAUGAAGGAGAGAUUUGCUAAGCUUCUUUUAGGAGAAGACAUGUCUGGAGGUGGGCAUGGAGUGUGUAGUGCACUUGCCAUUUCGAAUGCCAUCACCAAUCUCUCUGCGACCGUCUUUGGUCAGCUGUGGAGGUUAGAGCCAUUAGCACCGCAGAAGAAGGCAAUGUGGAGGAGAGAAAUGGACUGGCUCUUGUGUGUGAGUGAUUCGAUUGUUGACCUUGUGCCAUCUAUACAACAAUUCCCUGGUGGACGCACAUACGAAGUCAUGGUGACAAGGCCACGCUUAGAUUUGUAUGUAAACCUUCCUGCCCUUAAGAAGCUUGAUGCAAUCUUGAUUACCAUACUUGAUGGGUUUUGUGAGACAGAGUUUUGGUAUGUUGAUCGGGGGAUGGUCGUGGAUGAUGGUGGUGAUUGUGAAGCUUGUGAAGAGAAGUGGUGGUUGCCUUGUCCAAAAGUGCCACCAAACGGCUUGUCAGAGGAUGCAAGGAAGAAGUUGCAACAAUGCAGGGAUUGCACGAACCAAAUACUUAAGGCAGCCAUGGCAAUUAAUAGCAAUGUGCUUGCAGAGAUGGAGAUACCUACUGCUUACUUGGAGAACUUACCAAAGAAUGGAAAGGCUUGUCUAGGAGAUAUCAUCUACCGCUACAUAACAGCUGAUCAAUUCUCGCCAGAAUGUCUACUUGAUUGCCUUGAUCUAUCAACCGAACAUCACACUCUGGAAGUAACUAACAGGAUUGAGGCAGCAGUGCAUGUUUGCAAGCUCAAAGAUCAAAGGAAACGCAUUAAUGACAUCAAAGUUAAGCGCUCCUCGUGGGGUGGAAAGGUUAAAGGUCUUGUUUCCAUUAGUGAAAAGAAUAAUUUUCUGGCCCAAAGAGCUGAGACCCUCUUACAUUGCUUGAGGCGUCGUUUUCCUGGUCUUCCACAGACAUCAUUGGAUAUGAGCAAAAUUCAAUAUAAUAAGGAUGUUGGGCAAUCAAUUCUUGAAAGCUACUCAAGGGUGAUGGAGAGUUUGGCCUUCAACAUUAUGGCAAGAAUAGAUGAUGUCCUUUAUGUUAACGAUGUUAUCAAGCGCUGUGCUGAGGCAGAAACAGUUUCCCUUUUCAACAGGAGAGGAUUGGGUGGUCUUCCAAUCCAAAAACGAAUGUCCCCAAGCCCCUUCUCAAUUCAGCACACUCCUUAUGCCUCUCCUUUUGCAACGCCAACCUUCUGUUCUUCAACCCCGCUCUCUGGAAACCCUGGAAGGGCACCUUCCUCUUUGAAGAGAAACAUUCUUAAGGAGGAAUCCGAUUGGAAAUUCGGAAAACCAUGUGCAGUUGAAUUUGAGAGGGUGUGUUCAUAUACACGGAGCCUCAGUGCGAGAAGAGUUUCUGAAAAUGCUCAUGAGAGAGAUUGAAGCCGAAGAUUCAUGACCCUGCGUGAGGUAAGUUCUAUGAAUAGUAGAAAAAAUUGCAUAGUUUCAUUGGUUGCUGACAGAUUAAAGAGGAUUCGCUGGAUGUAAUCAUGUACAUUUCUUACCAUUAGGAGUACGAGUCUCAAAGUUUUGAUUUCCUUUUGGCCUAUUUUAACUUCAAAUCGUGUUAGCCAAGGAAAAAAAAGAUUAUGCUUAAAUCGAAUUGUUAAUUUUUUUGGUGGUC
This is a messenger RNA of Gossypium arboreum, 2222 nucleotides long. RefSeq names its product rop guanine nucleotide exchange factor 1. The record is from RefSeq and is a predicted model, not a curated record. The coding region runs from base 296 to 1981 and encodes 561 amino acids. Gene Ontology annotation, molecular function: guanyl-nucleotide exchange factor activity. The transcript has 5 exons. Lineage: Eukaryota; Viridiplantae; Streptophyta; Magnoliopsida; Malvales; Malvaceae.